Molecule: messenger RNA, 2342 nt
Organism: Equus caballus (horse)
Lineage: Eukaryota; Metazoa; Chordata; Mammalia; Perissodactyla; Equidae
Product: apolipoprotein L3
Biological process (GO): lipoprotein metabolic process; lipid transport
Cellular component (GO): extracellular region; membrane
Molecular function (GO): lipid binding
Source: RefSeq, a predicted model, not a curated record
CCACGAUGCUGAAAGCUAUGCCACUGGUAUUUCAAGUACCAGCAGGGUCACCCAUGGUGGACAGACUUCAGCGGAGCUUUUAGAUGAGACGGACUAGGAAGAACACCUGGUCUCCCACUUCUGAAAAAAUUGGCCAUGAAAACCCUCUGAACAGCAGCGUAGCAUCGUCUGAUAUAGUGCCUAAGUUCUGAAGUAUAUUUGGGCCCAGAGGAUGUGUCUGGUUGUUGCACAGACACACAGCCUGUGACUGGAUCUGCACAGCUAAGAACAACUGGAUCUUGCUCUCACUCAGCCAGAGGAAGAUUCCUUGGGUGAAGCCACACCUCCUUCCAGCCUGGACGCAGACUGGUGAGCUCUCAGGGAGAACUCUGAGAUCCUGCAGGUGACACCAUGACCUCAGAUGCCCGUGGGGUCUGCCCAGACAGCAAUAGCUUUCUUGAGGCUGCCAUGGAGUACUUCUGGAAAACAGUGAGCAGAGAGGAACUGCAGCUCCUGCUGACCGAUGGUGAAGCCUGGGAGAGAUUUGUGGCUGAGGCUGAUUUGUCAAGGGAGGAGGCAGAUGCGUUACGCGAGGGUCUGAAUGAGAUGAACACAGACGUGGCCAUGGAGGACAAGGUCAUGAUCCAAAAAGAUCAGGAAAAUACAAAGAAGUUUUUGGACAAGUUUCCUCAGGUGAAACGGGAGCUUGAGGAGCGCAUCGGAAAGCUCCACGCACUUGCAGACAAGGUUGACAAGGUACACAGGGACUGCACCAUCUCCAACGUGGUGGCCAACUCCACUGGCGCUGUGGCUGGCGUCCUGACUUUCCUUGGCCUGGCUCUGGCACCCGUGACAGCAGGGGUCAGUCUGGCACUCUCGGCAACUGGGAUAGGGCUGGGAGCCGCAGCUGGUGUGACCACUGUGUCCACCAGCAUCGUGGAAUAUUCAACCAACUCGUCAGCAAAAGCUGAAGCCAGUCGCCUGGUGUCAUUUGACGUUGACAAAGGAGAGAUUGUCAAGGAAAUUCUAUGUCACACUGCACCCCGUGUAUUUUCCUUAUCAAAGAAUUUCAUCGAAGUCGUGGAAAGUAUUGGGAAGAACAUCCGUGCUCUCAAGGUAGUCAAAACCAAACCUCACUUGGUAGGCCAUGCCAAGAGCCUCAUGACUGUUGGGAGGAUCUCAGUCAGAAGGGGCAAGCAGGUGAAGAAAGCUUUUGGAGGUACUGCUCUGGCAAUGACCAAAGGAGCCCGGGCCAUGGGUAUGGCCACCACAGGUGUCUUCCUUCUGGUGGAUGUGAUCAGCCUUGUCCAAGAUUCAGUGCAUUUGCAUAAAGGGGCAAAGGCAAAGUCAGCUGAAGAGCUGAGGCAGGAGGCUCGGGAGCUGGAGAGGAAGUUGGAGGAGCUCACCCAGAUCCAUGACAUGCUGCAACAGGGCCUCAUUCUAUGGCCCACAGAGUAAUGCAGGGAGCACAGACAUGUGCGGGACAAAGGCAUGCAAGUACCUUGUUAGCGGGGGCGGGGGGGGAAGAGGGUGAGAUAAAAUUUACGACAAUGGGUAUUAAGGAGUUUGGCAUUUCUGUCGCUGAACACAGCAGGGAGGGGUUAAUGCAAAUGUCAGGUGAGUGGAAGAGAAGGAAGGAAUGUGGAGCCUGGAAUAAGGGAGGAGAGGGGAUUGGAAGUGAGAGGAACGGGGAGAAACAAUUUAUUUUGGACUAAAGAAGACACUGGGGGCAUGGAUAGAGAAGUGUGGAAGAACAAGCAAUGAGAAGGCUGGGAAAACUACAGAGUUGAAAGCAGUACAAAGCUAGAGCGUUAGAAUUGUUGGAAUAUGGAGAAGUAGCAUGGCUCCUCUAUUGACCCCCCUCGUGCUUUGACGUCCCAGCAAGAAUGCAGUCUUUGCCUGGUGGUGGUCUUUAGCUCUACCUUUUCAAGAUCAACUCAGCUUUGUCUUCCAGCAGGUUCAUCUUAGGUAGGCAAUGACUUCUUGAUGAUGAUGAUUGUGGUGAUGAUGAUGAUGGCAGCUGUGGUGGUGAUGACAGCAGAGUAGGUGGAACAUUUGGCAAAUCACUGGUGCUCUUUGGGGCCAGGGUGCGCUGAGAGAGCAAUGAAGUCCCAGUGAAAUUGCAGAUGCUUUUUUGAAACAGUGGUUGGUUUGAAAAAGUAUAGAAAAGUGAAACCAGACGCAAGCAUCAAGUCAAAGAACCUUGUGUUGUGUCAAGAUCAACCAACUUGGAGUCAAGAGACGCAGCUUUUCUGAGCCUCAGUUUCCUCAUCAGUGGUGGGGGGCGUUGCUGGACAAGAUCAUAUUUCACAUCAGUCUGGUGUUCAAUAGACGGGAUGAAUAAAUAUGGACUGAUACACUGA